Molecule: messenger RNA, 1062 nt
Organism: Penicillium diatomitis
Lineage: Eukaryota; Fungi; Ascomycota; Eurotiomycetes; Eurotiales; Aspergillaceae
Exons: 3
Coding region: 1-1062 (353 amino acids)
Molecular function (GO): metallopeptidase activity
Source: RefSeq, a predicted model, not a curated record
AUGCUAUCGAGCGUCCUUGCCCUAUUUUGUCUUUUUCUAUUGUCAGUACUUGCCACUGACCCUACGAUUGAUACCAUCUUCGUGAUCAAGGACACGGAUACACACGGCGGGUGCAGACAACGCCGGCAAGCCCUCGACAACUACUUGUUCGAGUCCAGAGCUUUGGUCGCAGCCGGUCUGCAGGCAAUUGAACAUGCGAAAGACUCUUCCGCGAAGGAGUCCGUCGUUGCCAAACGGUACCUAUACACAUACUUCAGGGCGGUAGAUGACGCAUCGAUUGAAUUUGUGAAGAGGUUCUUGAGAGUUGUUCAAGAUUUCCUAUCUGGCAAGAAAGUCAUCGGAUCUGACAAGAUCCCACGUCUAUACUGUGACGACACAUGGCUUGUGAAGUUGGAACCCACUGAUAUAGCCUGGGAUCAUGAAAAUAAUGACGUGUACACGAUCGGCGAAGAUGGUGUUUUCCAACCAGUGUCGAUUGAUCAAAUAGAGACCUACAGAAAAUAUCUCUGGGAGCUAAACAAGGAAGGUAACUGGGAGAGAACUGGAAAAGUACCUUACUGGGCGGGUGACAUGUCUCAAUACCUUUUCGAUGACAGCUACAAAAAAGGCAAGACCUAUUGCACCAACUCGGCGCAAAACCUUGGGGCGUCACAGGAGCAGACAAGGCCAAAUACCCUCACACUGUGCCCCAGAUCCUUCAAAUCUACAGUCAAACGUGCAAAGCUUGGGAACACAGCACCUAAGGCAAGAAUGGCGCUCGCCAAUGUUCUUCCACAGUCCGGGACGUUUUAUCACGAACUGUACCAUGUGGUCCUAGGGAAUGAUCAGACACCAGAUUUGAGCUAUCAAUGGACAGAAUCUCAAGAUUGGCUCCAGGGCAAGCAGCCGACUGCUGUGCCUGUGCCCUACGACAAAGACCACGAGCACCUUAUUCGACGUAACCCUGAAUCAUACUUAUGGUUCACUGUGGGUUAUUGGUAUUUCCUGCAGACUCAGUGGUCGGGGUCGUCUGAUAACAGAUGGAGUUUCGAUACUGGGGUUGCUCAAUUGAUCUCAAUUUAG